This is a messenger RNA of Microplitis mediator, 6408 nucleotides long. RefSeq names its product putative ankyrin repeat protein RF_0381. Gene Ontology annotation, molecular function: protein binding. Lineage: Eukaryota; Metazoa; Arthropoda; Insecta; Hymenoptera; Braconidae. The record is from RefSeq and is a predicted model, not a curated record. The transcript is spliced from 4 exons. Bases 690 to 2543 code for a protein of 617 amino acids.
ACCAGAAAGGUCACUUAAAUCGCAUUUGCAUAUUGUGUGUGAUUGUGUGUACUACCAUGUGCUUUGUUUUUGGUGUGAUUUAAAUUAUUAUCAUUUAUAAUAAAAGUUGUCUUAAAAAAAAGCACUACAUUCAUAAUUUAUAAAUAAAUUAAAUUAAUUCAUACUAACUGUAAAGUUUGUGUCACCAACUCAUCAUAUUUUUGUUUUGUGAAAGUGUACAAUGAAUUUUAACUAGAAGAUUUAUUCAUUUGAGUUCAAUGACCUGUUGAUAUUUUACUGAAUCAGUUCGGGGUUUUCAUAAUUAUGUUAAACAUUGAGACCAUUAUAAUUAUCUUUGGAAUUAUAUUUUCAAAAGUUUAAACACGUGUAUUUUGAAUGCCUCUACAUAACCUUGAAACAAUCUAGUAGUGAUGUACUGCUUGAGGACGAAGAGACAAGUAAUAGUUUAUUAUCUGCUGUCCGUGAAGGAGAAAUAAAAAUAGUGAAACAUUAACUCAUACAAUUUAGUUUAUAUUAAUAACUUGGAACGUUACAUUGGGAGAGAAAAAAUUGAAUUCAAAUUGAUAUACAUUACCCAACAAUUCUGUCGUGAAAAAUCGUAUCGAGAUUGUGAAUAUUACCUUGAAAUAAAUCCUUCCAAGACACCGCCAUAUUUUGCAGUUCAAAACAGCAUUAGAGAAGUUGUUAGAAUGUCUUUGACCAACGGAGCACAUGUUUACAUUCAAAAUAAUCAUGGAAAUACAGCACUCCAUCGUGCAAUAAAAGAAAAUCAGUUCAAUGCUGCUAAAUUACUGAUUUCCAGUCAAGGAAUUGAUGUUAACGUCAUAGAUGAUGACGGAAUGACGCCAAUUCAUCUUGCGACUGCAAGAGGAUAUUUAGACAUUGUCCAAUAUCUUUUAUCAAACAGGGCCUGUAUAGAUGUACCGUGUACUUCAAAUUGGAAAAAUGGCUAUACUCCUCUUCAUCUGGCUGCUGAAAGUGGUAACGAAGAAAUAACGUCAUUAUUAUUGUGGAACGGUGCAAAUGCGAAUAGUAAGGCUCUGAAUAGUUUAACUCCACUUCAUCUUGCCGCUGAAAGAGGACAUUUACGAAUAGUUGAGCUCCUAUUGGACUAUGGAGCUUUUAUUGAUUGCGCACAUACAUCAGCACUUAGAUUUCGUUGUACACCAUUGCAUUUUGCUGUUGAAAAUGGUUACGCAAAAGUUGCCGAAUUUCUUGUAAACAAAGGCGCUAAUGUUAAUGUCAAGCGAAGGGGUAAUGAUACGCCUCUUCUUGUGGCAGCAGAAAGAGGGCACUUGGCAAUUGUCCAAUGUUUGUUAAAACAUGGGGCGCAUAUCAAUGGAACUUACGUUGAUGAAGGAAAAGCUGGAUAUACGCCACUACAUAUUGCUUGUAAAAAUAAUCAUGAUGAUGUUGUUGAAUAUCUGCUGAGUGAAGGCGCUGAUUCAAAUCUUAUUGCCAGAGACAAUUUAACGGCAAUUCACCUUGCUUCGAUGAAUGGCAAUGAUAAAAUUCUUAUACUUCUUUUGGGUUAUGGAGCUGACGUUAACAUUUGUGAUACUAAUAAGAAACCAAUAUAUCACAAUUUAAUACUUUCUGCUAUUAAAGAAGGACAUUUAAAAAUAGUUAAAUAUCUUUUAAUUCAUAAAGUUCUUCAGAAUAACCUAAAAAGAGUACCGACUAGAAUCUGUAAUUUAUUCAUACAUUGUGCAGUUCAGAAUAAGCGAGAGGAAAUAGUAAAACUUUUAGUUGCUUACGGUGCAGAUGUAAAUGCUAAGGAUAAAUUUGGAAAACCAGUACUAUUUUAUGCUAUAGAAAAUUGUAAUUUAAAAAUUGUUGAAUUACUUAUGAAAAGUAGAAUAAGAGUCGAUAAUGUUGAUAAAAAAAAUAGAACGGCGCUCCACGUGGCUUGUGAAAAUGGGCGUUUAUCGAUUGUCGAACUGCUUUUACAAAAUAAUUUUGACGUUAAUAGAACGUGUAAAAAAAAUUAUACUCCACUGGACUAUGCUUCAGCAAGUUACCGUUUCUCAGCUUUUAAUUUUCCUGAGGGUUCUGAUCGCGAGUUAAUAAUUGAGGCUCUGAAGCAGCAUAUAAUUAAACUAAAAAUAGCAAAUUUAUAUGUGUCCGAAAAAAAUUUGUCAUUAGUUAUUCUUGACGACAGAAUGAUGAGAUUUCAAACAAUGUGUGAAAACGAAAUAGAAAAUAUGAAAACUGAAAAAGUUGGUAGUAGUAAUGUAUCUUUUUAUGAUAUUUUGACAAAAAGUACAAAUCAAUUAUCAAUGUUUGUAAGAAAUGAAAGUAUAUUCGAAACUUUGAGUUCAAAUAAUUAUAAAAGAGAUUUUUUGAUUUAUGGAAAUAUUAUAAGUCAUUGUUUUUCAAAAGGAUUAGAAAGAUUUAAAUUAGUAGAACAAGGAAGUCAAUGUUUUCACACUAUAUUUGAUAAUUUUGACAAAUUACCUUAUAAUUGCACAAAGAAGAUAUAUGAUUUUCUUGGGGAUUCAGAUUUUAUAAAUUUAAUAAUUGCUUGCAAGUCUCACAAUUAACCAAAUCAUCGAUAAUUAUAUCUAUGAAAUAAAAUCUAAAUAUUCAUAGGUUAUUUCAAGUAUCUAUGAGAAUUGAAUAGACAAUUUUUUUAAUCAUGAAAAGAUUCUUAAUAUAUUGGAAAAAUAUAUUUUUAAGAUUAAUAUUCAAUCAGAAACUUGGAACGCUCCCGAGAAAUUCUGAUUGAAUGUUUUAAUUUGAUAGAACUCCGAUUGAGUUUCAUUCAGAUUCAACCGAAAUUAGUUGGAAUUUUUAAUCAGGGUUCUCUCUUGUAACUUCACGGCAGAAAAUGAACCACAACAUCGGUCAAAAAUUCUUACGCGGUAGUAUAGAAUCGGGAAAACAGAUUUGUCUGAAAAUAAAAAUCUGUAUAACUAGUUUUCUACAAAUAUAAAAUAUAAAAAUAAAAAAAUGUAAAAAAAAUUAAAUAUUUAAAAAUAUAUGGAUAUUAAUAAAACGUAAAAUUAUAAAUAUGUACACAGAAAAAAAGGAUAUCUUGGCGCAAGAAAUUUUUUCUUGCCGCAAGAAUGUUUUUUGCAAUUUUCAAUGAAAACGAAAAUUUUCUUGGUUCAAGAACAAAAUUCUUUUAAAUUUAGUCAUCUUGGCAUAAGAUUUUUUUUUUAUUCAACCGAUAUAAUAUAUGUUUCUUGAAGUAAGAAAUAUUUUCUUAAAGUGAGAAAAAUAAAUAUUUUGCCCCAAUAUAUAAUCAACUGUCCGAAAAGUAAAAUAUUCUUUGUUUAAGAAUAAUAUAUUUUGAGUCGAGAUAAUUUGUGACUCGAGUCAAGAAUCAAAAGUACUCGACUCAAUGGUAAGAAAUAUCUUGGUUCAAGUAUUUUGUUGUGUUGCGGCGAGUAAGCGUAGACGUUUGAACCAACAGCAACUACGUUCACGGCCCAACGCAAAAAUUCUCUUGGGAAAGCUAACUGUACUAUACUAAAGUAGCGGUAGUGUAGGCUCUUCAUUGUACAGUGUGCUUACUGGAUAUAGGUUAAGUAAACGAACGUUCAGGGAAUGAUCGGAUAGCAUAACUGGUAAAGCUCUCGCGUGAUGCCGAAUCGGUCUGGGUUCGAUUCCUACCAUGAGCAAACCAUUUAUUUUUUCUUAAGUUGUUCAUAAACCAUUAAUCGAGGAUGUUUAUUUCUUAUCCCCUCUACUGCCGUAUCGUGAUAUUCUGAAUAUACACAUAUAAUUUCCUGCUUUACAACAUUUAAUAUUUAUACUAGGUUAAAUUCACUCAAAAAUAUAGGACGAUAUACUUUUUCAAGUAGAGUCAUUUAUUUUCUUGAAUCGAGACUACAUUUUUUUUAAGUCAAGAAAAAAAAUCAUCAAUGGGAGAAUUUUAUGUCUUCCGUGAAGUAAAAAUUUGCUUUGAUUCAAGAAAAGUUAUUUUAUUAAGUUAAGAUUAUAAUUUAUUUAAAUCAAAAUUAAAAUUUUCUCAUUACAAUAGACCGUUGUCUUGAAUCGAUAAUGUAGUUUUAUCAAACUGAGAGUAAAUGUUCUUCUGCCACGCAAAAAAAGUUCUUGGUUUGAGAUGUUGAUAUAUAUUGUGACAAUUUACUAUACUCACCAACCAAGACAGAAAAGUAUCUUGUUUUGAUAGUUUUUUUUACUUGGUUGGAAACAAAAUAAAUUUGAUUUAAAAUAAUUAUUCUUGAAUCAAGAUUAUUUAACUUGAAUUAAAAUUUAUUUAUUCUUGACACAAUAUUUUUAUAAUAUUAGUCGAAGAAAAUGUUCUCGGAUUAAAAAAACCGAAUUACUCAGCCCAAGAAUAAAAAAAUGAAGGCAAAAAUUAUCUUGGGCCAAGUCAACCUUUUUUUCUGUGUAUGGUAGAAUAAAUGAAUAAAAAAAAGACCCUGUAAAAAAAAAUCUGAAAAAUAAACUGGGGUCAGCCCCAAAACUUCCCGCUGUUUUCGAGCUCAGGGAGCUCGGAAACAUUAUUACUCUUCGAGCUCAAAAAUUUAAUAGGCUGGUAAAGCAUACCUUUACUGAAAAAUUAUAAUUUUUGUCCGACGAUAUCUUUAGAGUGAAUCAAUCGAUUUGAACGUUCUUGGUGGCAAUCGAAAGGGUUCACCAAGAGUUAGUACUGAUCAUAUUUUGAGGUAAAUCGGGCAAGUGGUUUAUGAGUUAUAUGCAAAAAACCAAAAACAAAAAAAUUUUUAUUUUUAUUCUUCGUAUAACUUGUAAACUACAUAACCGAUCUACCUCAAAAUCUAAUCAAUUCUAAGUUUUGGUGAGCUCUUUCGAUUGCAACCAAGUACGUUCAAAUCGGUUAAUUCAUUCCAAAGAUAUCGUCGGACAAAAAAAAGAUCACACAUACACACGGACGUCCAUUUGGGAAUAGUCAGAAUAUCUUCCUAGGACCUCAAAACGUCGACAUCUGAUGAAAUCUCAAUUUUCGAAAAUCAGACCGAAACCAAUAACUUCCUUUUUUUUGAAAAUUUCAAAUUUUCUUAGCGGGAAGUUAAAAAUCUCUAGAUUUAUGUCACUAAAAAAAAUUCACUAUAAAAAAAAAAGUUUUACAAAUAAAGAUUUGCAUAACUAAACAUGUAUACAAAAAAAUUAUUUAAAAAUGAAUAUCUUUUAUGUAAAUAAAAUAUCUAUAAAAAAUCGACGGUUUUUGAACAUCUCUAUAGAAUAUGACAUUUAUAAUUAACUCUUCAGCUCCCGUAUUAGAGCAACGUAAAAUAUUACCCGCGUGAUGGAAAAAGUCUCACGCUUCGACGUAUCGUAAAUUUUAAGUUAAAUAAAACAAAAAUAUUAUGCACUCCCAGUAAUGACGUAAUUAUAAUUUAUUUUAAUAUUUCGCUUGUUUUUAUUUUUCAUCUUUUAAUUAUGUGAGUAAUGACAGAUGUAACGGCUGAAAAAAAUGGCGGUGAUUACCGAAAAGAUUCGGAAUUGAGCCGAACUGUAUUAAUUUUUAUGCCUUAAUUUACUCGCGUGAUAAGAAAAAGUUUCAUGGCUUUUUAAAAUAAAUCUUUCAAAAAUAUUUUUUACGUUCGAAAUAAUUUUUAAAUUUCAAAAUCAUAAAAUUUUAUGAAGAUUAGCAAAUCAACAAUGGUUUAAUUGGAGUUGACUACAAUUUUCCAAAUACCUGUGACACACUUAAGUUCAUAACAUUCAUAUGGAAGUGACUCCAACAUGAAUAAUUUUAUUAUAUCCUUAAAUAAAAUAUAUCUCUUUCUCGUCAGUAGUUUACCUACACUCGUAGAUGUAAAUUCUUCUUGAAUAAUAUAAUGUAUAUAUAAAUAUAAUUUUUGUGAUUAUUUGUUAAUUUAAAAAAUAAUAUGAAGAAUAUCAUCCUCCUUGACAAGAGUCUGGUCGGGCACUUCUUUGUUUAGAGUUAGUCGUAACAUAUAUAAGAGUCGGAUACUUCUAUUACCCUGAUUAAAAAUACUCAUUGACAAGUAUUGAAAAAGAUGAGAAUUGAAUAAAUCCUAUUCCAAAAGGUUUUCAUCUGGACAUAAAAUUAAUACUUUUCAAUUAUGUUGAAUCUAAAAAUAAUAUAAGAGUUUCUAAACUUCCAAAGAAUUUAAAAAGAUUCGAAUAAAUUGAUAUUUUUAAUCUUUCUGAAUCCUCGUCAAUAACAAAAAAGUUUUGAAUUUUAGGGUUUCGAGUAACAUUGAAAAAAAUUCGAAUAAAUUGACAACUUUCAAUCUUUCUGAAUCUUCCUCAAUACCAAAAUAGUUCCAUAUUUCGGGUUAAGAGUUCCCUCGCAAAUUUGAAUCACGGUGGAAACACCGUGGAAGUGUAAACACCGUAGAUCCAUCGUGGUUACACGAUGGGUUUGUUCCAUUUCACCACCGGGUAUACACAGUGUAUCCACUGUGAUUACGCGGUGUAUCCACCGUGAUUCCACGGUGGCUUUGU